Messenger RNA from Thlaspi arvense, 1290 nucleotides. Lineage: Eukaryota; Viridiplantae; Streptophyta; Magnoliopsida; Brassicales; Brassicaceae. The record is from the annotation of a GenBank genome assembly.
AUGUCAGGUCGAAUCAAUCCGAUGGCUCUUCGCUUAGGCUUGUUUUUGGCUCUACCAUGUAUAACUGAUAUCGAGUCUUUUAUGGAUGAAGAAAGGAAUUAUGACGGGCAUAUAGCUGGGUCGCUACACUAUGCGAGUGGCUCGUUUGAUGACAGGAUCUCUCAUCUUGUUCAAAAUGUCAAGGACAAAGACACACUUGUCUUCCAUUGUGCUUUGAGCCAGGUUCGUGGCCCAACUUGUGCAAGAAGACUCGUGAACUAUCUCGAUGAGAAGAAGCAAGAUACGGGAAUAAAGAACAUCAUGAUCUUGGAACGCGGCUUCAAUGGCUGGGAAGCUGCUGGAAAACCGACGUUCCAUGCAAAGGCGAUUGCGCCUAAAGCCCUACUGAACCACUCGAACCUAAUUGGUCUCCACAUUGUCAUGGCCUUUUCGGAUAUUAUUAUCUGUUUGUUGGCCGUCAAAGCCACGUUUAUUUCUAUAACGGCGUCACUUUUUAAGUUGAACACUCCGUUAAAGGAACGAACGUUUGUCUCCCAACACCUUCUGGCUUCCUCAGAGAGUUUGCUUUAUUUAAAAGACAUAAAGCGAAGCGACGACUUGAGAAAGUACAUAUCCAGAUGUCCUAUUGAUCUCUGCAAUUAUUCAUCUUCUGUCGAAAUUCCCAAUUCCUUAGAACAGAACCCUAAUUUCAAUAUGGUUUGCAUUAUGUGUUUGGUGCCGCUGUUCCUCGUCCCGCUCGUCAAUUUAAUGCCUCGGAUCAUCGAUUUCUUAAUGAAGAAAGGCAUACAUGAAGAUGAAAUUAGAUCACGACUUGUGCUUGUGAAAGAGGCCAAAGUGUACGCGUGGCUCGGAUGGGAGUACAGGAAGCCAGCGAGAGUUCCCCCAGCUUGUCCUUUCAAGCCAAUUGCUAAAAACGACAACGCCACCAAACUGGCUGGGGAAACUGGAACUGAAGGUACAGAGACAAUGGCUAAACCUGUCGUUGCGGAGGAGACGAGUGGGGUUAAGCAGGAUUGAAGCCGAGUCCUCCUUUAAUCAAAGCUUUUGAUGUUUUGUGGAUAUGUUUUGGAGACAAGAACCUUACGAAAUUACCUGGUGUGAUAAUAAUGUACGUUAAAAGUUUAUGGUAAUUUUUCGGCUGAAAAUGUAACAGAUCAUUUCUUUUACAUGUGGGAAACUCCCCAUUCCCCAGCAAAAUUCGGAUCACUCUAACUGUAUUAUUAGUUAUAUUGUAAGUUAAAUUGAGUUUUAAGUAUAGCUCUAGAAACACCUAAGUUAAGAGUUAAUGAC